Xyrauchen texanus (razorback sucker) is the source of this 988-nucleotide messenger RNA. RefSeq names its product plasminogen receptor, C-terminal lysine transmembrane protein (gene plgrkt). Gene Ontology annotation, biological process: positive regulation of plasminogen activation. Gene Ontology annotation, cellular component: plasma membrane. The record is from RefSeq and is a predicted model, not a curated record. The coding region runs from base 67 to 516 and encodes 149 amino acids. The transcript is spliced from 5 exons. Lineage: Eukaryota; Metazoa; Chordata; Actinopteri; Cypriniformes; Catostomidae.
GUCAGUGACCUCCGUCAGUACGUACGCAGAAACUACAGCAGGACACUCAGUGUCAUUGAACACAGGAUGGGUUUCCUGCUCUCUAAAUCCAUGGAGCAGAACUUCCAGAAACAGCAGGAGUUCAUGCUUCUCAACGCUCGACUGCAGUUGGAGCGUCAAUUACAGAUGCAGAAUCAGAUGCGCGAGCGUCAGAUGGCGAUGCAGGUGGCGUGGUCCAGAGAAUUUCUCAAGUACUUCGGAUCUUUCUUCAGUUUGACCACACUGGCUCUCACUGUCGGAGCCGUUAAAAAGAGGAAACCCGGUUUACUGGCUCCUGUCGUUCCUCUUAGUUUCAUUCUGGCGUAUCAGAUGGACGCGGCGUACGGCACUCUGACUCACCGCAUGAGAGAGGAGGCAGAGAACAUCAUGGCGUCUGAGAGCGAGCGUUUAGAUCUUCCUCACGGAAUGCCGACGUUUGAGAGUAUCGAGAAAUCUCGCCGAGUCAAAUCUCAUCUGACGUCUUUACUGGAGAAAUGAGUCCAAUGACCGCCCUGCUGACAUCAUCAUAACGGCCGACGUCACGCCAUCAAUCCCAGAACAAUCUGACCAAUCAGAAGAGGGCUUGUGGUUCUCUGCCAUUUCAUUGGCUGUUUGGCAUCAUGUGACACUCGGGUGUUUAUUUGACUUAUUUAAACUUCAUCCGUGUUGUCUUUGUAGAAAAAUAGCAUUUUUAGAUAAUUUGAUAAUGAUGUCACAAUCAUUUAUAAUGAUGUCAUUUAAUUGUUUCAUUUGCUCUGGAGUUUGAUCCUGAACAAUAAAUCUGAACGUGUUUGUGUUCAUUAAAAGGUUGUUUUGAUGGUUUUCAUAUGGAUGAAUUUUGUGAUUCUGUGCGUCAUCUGAUUAAUUGCACCAUUUGAUCAAAGCUCCUUGAUUUAGGAAAAAUGUCACUGUUUUUAAGUUUUAGAUUCCCGAUCAAAUAAAACACGUUUGAAUAAAUUGAAUUAUGCGA